AAGGGAGGUGCCGGAUUAUGUGGCCUGAUGACCGUCUCAGAACUGAAACGCACCCGUUGCUGCGGCUGAGUGGGUCAGCAAGCUUGGGGGAGGUUCUGGCAACCUUGCAGCCAUGCGUUGCAGAUUGGUCCCGGCGGCCGCAGCUGGCCACCCAAGUUCUGUCGCGCCUGGCGCGGAGGGCCGACGUGGUGCUGGCGCGGCAGCUGCUGGUCGCGAUGCGCCAGGCACACCUGGAGGUGAAUGUGAUCCACUACAACGCCGCAAUCAACGCGUGUCACAUGUGCCACAACGGUGACAUGGCUCUCGGCUUGCUGCAGUCCAUGGGCGAAGCCACCAUCCACCCAGAUACCACUUCCUACAACACAGCCAUCAGCGCCUGCGAGAAGGAGGGUCGCUGGCAGCUUGCGCUGGCGCUCCUCUGGGAAUCCGUCCGCCGGCAGUUGGUGCCGGAUAUCAUCAGCUACAACAGCACCAUCAGCGCCUGUGAGAAGGAUGGGCAAUGGCAACAGGCGCUGCAUUUGCUCCACACUAUGUCAACCCAGCUCCAACCUGAUGUGGUCAGCUUCAGCGCCUCGCUGAGCACCUGCGCACGCGCAAGCCGCUGGCAGCUGGCUUUGCAACACCUCCGCUGGAUGCAGCGAGCCCAGGUGUGUCCGAACGUGGUCACCUUCAGCGCCUCGAUCACUGCGUGCCAGAAAGGCCAAAACUUGGACCUUUCUUUGCACUUCCUGAGCAUGAUGAGUCAAGUGAAGAUCCAGCUGAACGAGGUCGCUUGUACAUCCGCCAUUGGUGCAUGCGCCCUGGAGGAGGGCUGGUGGCUGGCCACAUGUUUGCUGCGGAGCAUGGAGGCGCGGGCGCUGCGCGCAACCAUCGUGAGCUACGGGGCGGCGCUGAAAGCUUCGCGAUGGUGGCUGUCUGGAGCGUUGCUGCGGCACGCGCAGCGGAGGGAGCUGCAAUCCAACUGCGUGGCCUGGACUGCGGCGGCCGCCACCGCGGAGAAGGUGGGGCAGUGGCAGGUUGCGGAGGGCAUGUUGGGGCAUUCCCUCCUCAGCUCUGUGCAGCCGGACCUGGACUUUCGGACGGUGUGCGUGAGCGCUAUGGAGAAGCAGUGGGGCCGCGCGCUGAGCCACCUGGGCGAGCUGCGGGGCAGCGGACUGGAGCCAGACCUCGCAGCCCACAACUCAGUCCUCAGCGCUUGUGACAAGAGCGCGCAGUGGCCGAAGUCCAUUGACUUUCUGCAUUAUGCGCAGCACAGGGGCUUUGAACCUGACCACGUCUCCAGUGGCGCAGCGGUCAGCGGGUGUGCCAAAGGAUGGAAUUGGCGAUGCGCGGUGCGCUUGUUGACGUGGCUGCGAUGCAGGCUUCUGGAUACAGAAGAUUGCAUUUACAGCGCGGCAAUCAGUGCCUGCGAGGGAGCUCAGCAUGAGUUGACGCCGGACGCGGCCGGGCGGACAAAAUUGGCCUUGCGCGACGCUUGGUGGGGAACACUGGGCUGGGAGUGGCCGGUGCUGUGCGACCCGGACUGGGAGCUCGUGGAGGAAGAGGCGGCCAUGGCCUUCGACGAGUUCCCCGAGGAGAAGCUCUCCUGGGCUGCACGUGUCACCUGCGGACAGACCAAGGCCGCCGCACCCAAGAUGACGACGGCGGCUACACCCGAGAGGGCGGCACACCCGGCCGAAGCGCCGCAGGACGGGCACGAGUCGGGUGACGGGGCGGACGUGGACCCCAAGGAGCUGGCCCGAGAGACCCGCAGCCGCCACGUCGCGAAGGGGGGGCAGACCCUGCGGGGCAACGCCAAGGUCCAGUGGGUCACCGUGGUGGCACAGGAGGAGUCGGACACUUCUCACCUGCAGAUGCUGCGGCAGAUGCCCAUCCGCGAGCCCAAGGUUCAGCAAAAGCCGUUCAAGAAAGAGAAGAACUCGAAGGACCGGGACAAGGACAUGAUCCAGAACAAGAAGCAGACCAACCGCAUGGACAUCCGUGAGGGCCUCAAGCUAAUGGGCUUUGCCUGA
Molecule: messenger RNA, 2012 nt
Organism: Effrenium voratum
Lineage: Eukaryota; Dinophyceae; Suessiales; Symbiodiniaceae
Source: the annotation of a GenBank genome assembly